AUGAUGUUAGACCCCUCAGGAGGUGCAAUGCAUCAACAGGAACAGGAACACAAGAAGAAACGGGACGGUGGUUCCCACGUUGGAUCUUCUUCAAGUGAUGGUCAUGGAGGCGUAAACCAACUGGGUGGAGUGUUCGUGAACGGUAGGCCACUACCGGAUGUGGUCAGACAGAGGAUAGUCGAACUGGCCCACAACGGAGUCCGGCCCUGCGACAUUUCCAGGCAGCUGAGGGUGUCGCACGGCUGUGUGUCGAAGAUUCUCUCUAGAUACUAUGAAACGGGUAGCUUUAAGGCUGGUGUCAUCGGUGGAUCGAAACCGAAAGUGGCGACUCCACCAGUAGUCGACGCCAUAGCGAACUACAAGAGAGAAAACCCCACCAUGUUCGCAUGGGAAAUUCGUGAUAGGCUUUUAGCAGAAGGGAUUUGUUCUCAAGAUAACGUACCUAGUGUUUCAUCAAUUAAUAGGAUUGUAAGAAAUAAAGCCGCUGAAAAGGCAAAACACGCCCACCACAUCGCGACGAGCAACGCAGGAUCGUCGGCGACUGGAGGACCUGUAUCUGUGAUUGCGCACGCGCCCGCCACCCAGUUAAGCGAACCCAGAUCUGGAGCGUAUAGUAUUAAUGGAAUCCUUGGUUUACAGCACGACCCCAACGGCAAUAGUAUAAAGAGAAAACGAAUAGACGACCAUGAUGAAAAUAGAGAUAUAAAUGGGCAUCCGGAGGAUGACCUAAAAAGGCAGAGAUCACAGUAUAAUGGGGACCAGCUAUAUUCAAAUCUUUGGUCGAGUAAAUGGAGUAUCAAGGAUGAGCACAAGCUGUUGUCGGAACUGGGUGGAGCGGGAACGACCACGGGUCAGACGGGAUACUACGACACGCAUGCAGGUUUUGCUGGCGUCGGUACCGUCAGUUCUGCCUCGGAUAUCUACGAUACCAUCAACACCAUGAGCCAAGCAACCUCCCAAAAUAUUUACACACCUCCUCUUCCGGGUUCACUAGGUACCAGUUCAUUGACCCCGUUAGCCCCAAUAACUAUGCACGAAAUGAAAAUAGAAACCAGUAGGAUAAUGGAUACAGCAAUGUCCCCAUACCAUUCCGCCGAGACUAGUUCGCCGUACAGUGGCGUGGUCGGGCUGGGGGCAGCAGUGGACGGGGCUUCCCCCGGGCUACCGCUGGCUCUGCCCGCGGAAUCCGGAAGCCAACCCGCAUCGCAUACCGGAUCGCCGGAUCCAGCAGCUCUCACAGUUCUCCAGCCCUCCAACGGCGCCUCACAACACUAUUCCACAAUGUUACCCAGUUUUGGUUAUUCUACAACAGCAGGCACCACGGUCGUACCAGGAACUGAUUAUGCUUACAGUACGGCUUAUAGUCAGUAUGGGGCGGCUUAUGGUACCUAUGGUUAUGGAAGCGCAUCCAGCGGGUUACUCAAUACGGCUUAUUAUUACACCAGCAACGACGUCCACGUUAACCACGUUAACAACAACGUGCCGGCGCAAGGAAACGGCGUUAAUUCGAACGGAAACACGGAACAAAGCAGCCGAAGCCCCCUGGCGGCGACUAGAGCAAACUCCCUGGCCUCAGCGAAUUCGCCAACAGAGAGUGGCAGCGCUUGUUUAACGAAGACAGAAAACAUUUUCAACACCCAUGAUCUGAACCUCGCUUAAGUUCUGGUGCGAACUGGCGGAAAAUUUGAAAAACUGAAUAAAUGGCUGAACAUUUCUUGAAAAGAGUGCGAGAGAAGGGUGGGAUAAGUGUGUAGAUACUUUAGGAUAAGUUACACGUAGUAAUUGUUUUUGUAAAUUCAUUUGUGUUUUAGACAAAUCGAUGCAAAUAAGUAUUGUAAGAUAUACAUUGGUCUCAGAAUACUACGAAGAAUUUUGUUAUUUAUUUACUGUAAUCAUUUCAAAUGUGUUUUUUAUUACAAUAUAUUAUAUUUUAUAUAUUUUAGCGAAGUAAGAUACACCAAAGAAAUGUUUUUUUACGAUUUAUGUUUAUAUGCACUUUUUAUCAUAUCAAGACGUAAUUUGCAAGGAAAUUACAAACUGCUGAAACAUUUCAUUGCAAGUUGCCAUUUUGUGUAAUUAUUUUUUUGUUAGAUAUGUUCUUAAUUUGCACCAAAUCCGUAUAAUUACAUGACAGAAAUGAUUUUCAAAAAAGUUAUCUGUCAACUAGUCAGAGAAAAACGUACUUACCUACAUCCAUACUUUUGUGUUCUCUGAAUCACUAAAUUCCGUGUAUAUUUAUCCAAAAACUAAAUCCCUUUAAAAAGAUAUUCUAAAAGAUAUAUUUAUUUUACGCGAAUCCAAUAAAUAUGUACGGAAUUUCGAAACACCUUUGCUGAUUACAAAGUAACCAGCGAAGGUGAAAAUACGUAAAUGUAAAGAAAAUUAUUUAUUUUAUUUUGUAAAAUGUGUAAUAAUAUACCAAAGAGACGGCGGACUUAUCAAAGCUGUCAAGGUAUUGUAAGUAUUGUAUUGUAAAAUGUGAUAGGCCCAAAUAUUUCAGGCCCCGUCUUGCCCUUAAACCAAUCCUGUCACAUUCACUCAUAGUUGU
Molecule: messenger RNA, 2548 nt
Organism: Anoplophora glabripennis (Asian longhorned beetle)
Lineage: Eukaryota; Metazoa; Arthropoda; Insecta; Coleoptera; Cerambycidae
Gene: sv
Product: paired box protein Pax-5
Exons: 11
Coding region: 1-1659 (552 amino acids)
Biological process (GO): regulation of transcription by RNA polymerase II; anatomical structure development
Molecular function (GO): DNA-binding transcription factor activity, RNA polymerase II-specific; RNA polymerase II cis-regulatory region sequence-specific DNA binding
Source: RefSeq, a predicted model, not a curated record